This is a messenger RNA of Synchiropus splendidus (mandarinfish), 13240 nucleotides long. It is a transcript of the gene lrp8, whose product is annotated as low density lipoprotein receptor-related protein 8, apolipoprotein e receptor. NCBI's taxonomy places the organism in Eukaryota, Metazoa, Chordata, Actinopteri, Syngnathiformes, Callionymidae. The record is from RefSeq and is a predicted model, not a curated record. The coding region runs from base 77 to 3109 and encodes 1010 amino acids. Gene Ontology annotation, molecular function: calcium ion binding; protein binding. The transcript has 18 exons.
CACUCACGCUCGGCCGCGGAGAGAGAAACACGCACACUCACACGGGAGCGGAGCCUGCACCGGGGUUCUCUCUUGCAUGAUCGCAACCUUUCUGGAUAUAACAAUGAUGUGGUCGGAAGUCGGGAAGCUCGUGCUUUUACAUUUAUUCCUCGUGGAGCUUCACUGCGCGGAAGGGACUCAUACAGAAUCGGAGUGUGAAACCGGACAGUUUCAAUGCAACAACGGAAGAUGCAUCCCGACGCUGUGGCGGUGUGACGAUGAUGACGACUGCUCAGACGGCAGCGAUGAAGAGAAUUGUCCGAAGAAAACCUGCGCUACCACUGACUUUGCCUGCAACAAUGGUCAGUGUGUGCCUGCUAGGUGGCGCUGUGACGGUGAGCCGGAAUGCGCCGACGGCUCCGACGAGGCGGACGCCAUCUGCAGUCGGCAGACGUGUCCCCCGGAGAAGUUCGAUUGUGGAGGCGCUGCCAUCAAAUGUGUGUCGUUGUCAUGGCGAUGCGAUGGAGAACGGGACUGUGAAAACGGAGCGGACGAGGAGCAGUGUGCUGCAGAUGCGAAAGCCUGCCCUUCAAAGGACUUCCAGUGCCGCAACGGAAACUGCGUUGCACCAAUUUUCGUCUGCGACAGCGAUGAUGACUGUGGCGACGCCAGCGACGAGGUGAAGUGUUCAGCGCCGACGUGUGGCGAGCACCAAUUCCGCUGCAACGACUCCGAGUGCAUCCCGGCACUUUGGAGCUGCGACGGCGAUCCCGACUGUAAGGACAAAUCGGACGAGUCCAUGGAGCGCUGUCACUGGAGGUCGGAGGCCCAGAAGCCUCGCUGUCCUGUCGGCGAGUUCCAGUGCGGCAGCGGAGAGUGCGUCCGCAUCAACUGGAAAUGUGACGGGGAUGCUGACUGCAAGGAUAAAUCCGAUGAAGCCAACUGCCCUCUGCUCACAUGCCGCCCGGAUGAGUUCCAGUGUGGUGACGGCUCAUGCAUCCAUGGCACCAAACAGUGCAACAAAGUCCACGACUGCCCUGACUACAGUGAUGAAGCUGGAUGUGUCAACGUAACAAAGUGUGACGCUCAACGACAGUUUCGCUGCAAGAACGGCGAGUGCAUCGACAUCAACAAGCUGUGUGACAACGUGAAAGACUGCAAGGACUGGUCCGACGAACCUGCCAAGGAGUGUGGUGUGAACGAGUGUGACGACAACAAUGGUGGCUGCUCCCACAUCUGCCGGGACCGCCGGAUCGGCUUUGAAUGCGAUUGUCCUCCUGGGUACAAGCUGCUGGAUAAAAAGACCUGUGGAGACAUUGAUGAAUGCGAGAACCCGGACGCCUGCAGCCAGAUCUGCAUCAACUACAAGGGCGAUUACAAGUGCGAGUGCUACGAAGGUUACGAGAUGGACCCUGCAUCGAAGGCCUGCAAAGCCGUGGGAAAGAGUCCAUACCUGAUGUUCACCAACCGCCAUGAGAUUCGGCGGAUCGACCUGCUGAAGCAUGAAUACUCACAGCUGGUGCCCACUUUAAAGAACGCCGUGGCAUUGGAUGUGGACGUGUCCAUCAACAAGCUGUUCUGGUGUGAUCUGUUCCAUCGUAAAAUAUACAGUGCAUACAUCAACAAGGCCAGUGACUCGUCACAGCAGGUGACGCUCAUAGACUCACUGCACUCCCCCGAGGGCCUGGCUGUCGACUGGGUUCACAAGAACAUCUACUGGACCGACUCCGGCAACAAGAGCAUCUCUGUCGCCACAGGAGAUGGCAGGAAAAGAAAAGUGCUGAUAGGGACUGCGCUGAGCGAGCCUCGUGCCAUCGCCGUGGAUCCACGACAAGGGUUCAUGUACUGGUCAGACUGGGGUGAUGAGGCCAAAAUCGAGAAGGCUGGGAUGAACGGAGUGGACCGGCAGGUUUUGGUGUCGGAACACAUCGAGUGGCCCAAUGGCAUCACGCUGGAUCUCUCCAACCGGCGCCUGUACUGGGUGGACUCCAAGCUGCACCUUCUGUCCAGUGUGGACAUGAACGGGGCAAACAGAAAAGUGCUUCUCUCCUCCGACCCUCAUCUGAGACACCCGUUCUCCCUCACAGUAUUUGAGGAUCGUAUUUACUGGACUGAUUUGGAGGACGAAGCCAUCUACAGCGUCAACCGUCUGACGGGUCACGAUGUGACAAAGGUAGCGGAGCAUCUAAACAACCCUCUGGACCUGGUUGUGUUUCACGAACAGAGGCAGCCAAAAGCACCGGACACCUGCAACAUGGGCAGUUUGCCGAACGGCGGCUGUGAAUACCUCUGUCUGAAGGCUCCUCAGAUCACUGACCACUCCCCAAAAUACACCUGCGCCUGUCCCGACGGCAUGGAGCUGGGUCCUGACAUGAGGCGCUGUGUUGUAGUUCGAGCCAGAAUGACAACAACAACAGCGGCUCCCACCACCACAACCAAAAGUACCACCACCACAACCAGAGCCGCCUCAACGACGACCACCCCGGCGCCCACCACCACUUUGGCACCCAUCACAACCACCAUCAGCACCACUGCUGCGUCCUCAACGCUCAGGUCAACGACGCAUUCUGUCACGACGCCUGUGUUCCCUCAGAGGCCCAGGGCCACGUCCACUGGGCAGCCGAGGACUCCUGCUGCCACCAGCACAGAGACCACCAGUGUGGGCAGCAGCAGGCUGACUUCUACAUCCACGCACACUCCUCUACUUGGCCCGGGGCCCCCAAACAGCAUCCAGAGAGAGAGCAAUGGCAAUCUCUCACAUAGGGCUGCGAGUGAUCACUACCUCAUAGGUAACAACAUCACAGUUGCUGUCCUGGGGAUCGUCAUACCCAUCGUCCCUAUCCUUGCCACAGUGGUCAUCGGCUUGCUCUGCACCGGCGGCUACCUGGUCUGGCGCAACUGGCGCCGCAGGAACACAAAGAGCAUGAACUUCGACAACCCGGUGUACCGCAAGACCACGGAGGACGACGACGACGAGAUCCACAUCGGGCGGCACAGCGACUCCAUCGGCCACGUCUAUCCAGCAGUGAGUGGCAGUCAGCCCUUCAUAGCGCUUCCACUAGGGGGCGGCAUCACAGACAGCAACUCUCACUGGUACUCAGGGGCGCCGAUGCACACCACCACAAAGUGAAGCUAAAUGGUCUGGAUUUGUCGGUGAGAAGAGUUUGGGGUUGGAAGCGCCCCUAUGUUCAUGUUGGCCUGGUGAAGAGAAAGCACAGGCUUGCGCAUGCACACACACACACACACACUGCAGUAGUCAGCCUGUCACACCACUUUACCUUCCAUCAUUGGCCAUGACGUACUGCAUCAAACGAUAUAUCCCCCCUCACCCAGACACACCCCAUCUUUGCGUGUUGUGUUGGUUCUCCUGGUGUUUUUUUUCAUUCAAGUCAGGGUAUUGGGAACAUAUCAGCAGAAGUUUGUUGUACUAGGGCUGCAAAAUGUCUGGGAAGAAUGCUGCGUCCAGCUGAACAUCUAAAAACUGGGCAAGUCUUUCGCUGUGGGAGUGAGACCUUGGGGUGACAGAUGAAGCACAUUGAUGUCAAAAACACCCUGAUUUGUUUUAUGACUAAGUUGUGGAUGAACACUGCAAUAAUAUUAUUUUCAUCGUGGUUAUUGUAAUAUUGCAGCCAUGAGUCCAUUGAGACACAUUCAUCAAGCUUCAUUUCAUACUUGAGUCAACACUGUGAUUGGUUUAUCAGACACCAGCAAUCGAAACCAUAUGAAGUCCAGAGCUAUGACUUGGCUCUUCAGCUGCUGGAGCUCAGCAGCAGUUGUAACAACCUUUUCAGUUCAGAAUUUUACCAGACAAAUUUAAAGCAGCAAUAAAAUACAAAUAAGAUUUCAUGAACUUUUGCAGCCCUGGUUUAUAGUAACAGUAGCAGAUGCAUUGAACGUGUGCGACUGGACUAAAAGGAACGUUGGAUUGUCUUGAUAGAGCAGCACAAUUUUCAGAAGUUGCAUAUUUAAGUGGAGAAAAGCACAGAUUUCAACACAUAUAAUACCAUUUUUUUAAAUGAAUUGUCAUUGGGGAUUCAUUUUCAGGAGGAUUCUUUGCUGGUUUCAAAAAAUGUAAUUCUGAUUCGAUUGGAGCAAAACAAUAAUCUGAAUUCUAUAAGGGCAGGUGUAGAACACGUGUUGCUUACGAUUUAUUUCUUUUUGCUUCAAAGAUAGCAAUCCAAUGAAGAACGGCGGCCAAAAUUGGAGGGGGAUGGUAGCGUGGCGCUUUGAUCGGUUGGCAUAGUAACACAGAUUUCUUUGUGCUGCUCAGGAGAAAAAGCAGGCGAGGAAUUCUGGGUAUCACUGGCAUGACGACAGGACUACACACACACACAGUCGCAGAUGAAAACAGGUCCCCGACGGAGUCAUUUACGAUUCAAGGUCGAAGUAACAAUGGUCCGCCGAGGCGAGACACAAAGAGGCGACUCUCACCAGCUUCCUUCUGUCUGCAUCUGCACUUUUGACGAAGGAUUCUAAUUAUUUCCCAAGAAACUUUAGGGAUUCAAAUUCAAUCACACGAGCUUGUUACGCAAACAAACCCCUGCUUUUCCAUUUCAAUUACUGCGACUAGAAAACAAAAUCCAAUUCCAACCCGGAUUAAUUGGAGUUGAUUUCAGCCUGAAGUGGAUUUUCCUGGACCGACUGAUGUUUUCUCUCGUCUGCUCGGUAUUGUCACCAGCAGUCAGUCAGCCUCGAUAAACUAAUGUCUGUAUGUAGGCCAGACAACCACAGCUGUCACAAACUUCAUGCAUUUGCUAUGAUGAAGCUGAGGACAGAAGUGGAGAGAGAGGCUAUCAAAAACUCACGAUUGGCAUUUCAAGACCACAGACAUCCAUUUAUGUAUUUUUUCAGAAUAUUGCUGUCCCAUUUUUAUCAGCCUCUUCACCAUUGUAGAGGUGGAGAGACUGUUUUCCAGUCUAGUCAGUUCUAGAGUGACCCACUGAUGUACAUACAUCGGUCUCCAAUUUUAUUUUUCUUUGUGUGUACAAUAGUUGCCAAGGAGAAUUCUGCAAGUUGGAGAUUGGUAAUGGCCAAGAAUGGCCACCCGAUGUGCCCCGCAUGUGCACUUUUAUUCGCUGUAUAUGCUGUGUAUGAUGUGGCCCUGCUUGGCUUUUCUGAGCUGAUGAUGUCUUCCUCUUUGCCAGUAAAGCCAAGGAAUCCUAAAUUGACCUAGAGAUUUUGGAAACAAAUGUUUGCUUUGUCCAGUUUAGCAACUAUUGACCCCACAUAGCAGUGAAAACAAAAGCACUGAAGUUUGCCCCUUAAAUCACCUGUGAAGGUGAAAAGGUUUUGAUCAAGCUUUGAUGCUGAAAACAUCCCAAGAGGCUCAACUAAAAUGAGUAUAUAACUACAGUUAGCAGAAAGCUUCUAGACCUUUGAAGAGGAAUCAUGGUUGUAGUUUAGUAAAUCAGCAUUGCCACUGUUCCAUUCUGUAAUCCAUGGUAACAAUGUGUUUAUCUGCUGUUUGCAGUGUGUGGCACUCAGUCAGGAGGAUGAUGGUUAUCCCUAAAGAGAGGGUGGGGAGUCGCCGCCCCUCCUCUCCCUCCACACCUCCACAUUGAGCUGCGGCGGAGAAAGAGAAGGAGUCCUCAUUUUGCCUCCCGUUGAGGAGCAGGGAAGACACAUACAUACCCUAAACCUCCAUCUCUUCUCACGUCUGGAGUAACACUACUAGCCUUUACUACCUCUCUUGCCAUUAGUUCACUUGUCGCCUUUGCUUUGCUUCUGUUUUCCCUCUGUGGUUUCUUUCUCCUCACUAACCACAUGGUGUUGCAAGAAUGGCCUGGGUUUUAAUUCUGUCUAUUUAUUUGUGUGUUUCUACCCUAAGUACAUGACUGGAACAUUUUUGCAUGUAGUUCAUUGCUGUGCAGACGGACUUGGAAAAACAUGGCUUCAUGGCAGGAGUGGUAGAUCAGAUAACAUCACGAUCACAAAGAUCGCAGGCAGCAGCUGAUCAAUAAGUCCUUCUUGCUUUGGUAAUUGUGUUGGUGGCUACCUGCAUUCGUCUGCCUUCAAAGGCAAACUGUUGCACAACGACUUUGACAGUACAAAGCUAGAGACCAACAACAAAAUGUGGAAUGUCAUAUCUCCAUUUCUGUUUACUUCAGUGACAUUGCCAGCAUUUAUGCAUGUGAUUAGUCGCAGUGGGGAAAUUCAACUAAUAGCAAUAUUCUGUAGGACUCUGGAGAAAUAUGUCCGCAAUUUACAGUUUCAGUUUUGGUCACAUGUUCUACCAUGUGAGUGCAGAGAUUAGAAAAAAAAAGCAUCUUGCAUGUCAGCUGACAACUUCCACUUCCUUUCACCGGGAACCAUAAAUACCUAUGUGGUACUUGACUGAAACACACACUAUUGUCACUGAAAACCCAACAUACUUCAUCCGCAGCCUGUGUCUGCAUUGUUUUGAUGUUUCAUUCAGCUUAAACAUGUCUGGAGUGCUUCUGAUGGCUUUCAGUUGUGGUCUGCAUCCCACCAUCACUCCCUUGAUCUGGACUCCAAGAACAUGCACUUAGACUGUGAAACUUCAGAAAGGACUCACUUGUACCGUGGUCAUACUUAAGAUCAUGACGAUGCAGAGUCACCCCUCAGGUUACUCUUAUUGUGCCACUCGAGGGCUUUCUGUUUCCUGCACGUUACACUUCAGGACCACGGCCAGUUCAUGCCAAGUUCUGCAGCGUAGUAUUUAAAUGGCAACACUCAUCGUUGUAAGGAGACCUCCGCCAUGAACAUAGAUGCUGGCAGUGUGACUACAGACCAAAUAUCCUGGAGGUGCCCUCAAAUUAUUUGUGCAGUUCAUGAAUUUACUCAGGGUUUAGGACAUUGUUCCAUCAAGAUGCCACCAUGGCUGAGAAAGUCAUCCACAGGAAUGAAGCAGGUGGAACAAUAGGAUGGAUGAUUGUUCCAACAGUCAGUUUACCCUUAUAAAGCCAACUUUUUAUGAAGCAUUUCUUGGCAAGUGCAUCAUUUUUUCAUCCUUCUUGGCUCAGAACAUCCGAACAUCAUCCUUCUUCUCGGUAUCAGCCUCGGCAGAAAAGCCUGACUUACAGUACGUCUCAAGCUAAAUUUAGCCAAAGGGGACAGGCGAUGUAUAAAAGAAAAGAACGGUGUGUUUGGAGGUGAUUUUGGGGUGAACGAGCGAGCGCUGCUGUGGUUUUUGAAGCGAAUUGCAGGACUUGUGCCACCAGAGGGUUGUGCCCCAGGGCAAAAGUAAAGUGAGGGAGGAAAGGCUUGUGGGUAAUCGCUCUGCUCUCGGUGAUGUCAGUGAGAGACAUGAGUUUCAGUCUAUUGUGAAUAGCACGUCUUUUCCUUUUAGAUUUCUGCUGUUCUUGUUUAACUGUAGGCAACAACAUUGCUAAUUUGGUCUCAGGAAAGUUCACGCAUCUUGGUACAGAAAAGAUGAUUCCACGGCUUGUUUUCAUAAGCAACCAGAUUGGACGAAAAUGUUAUUUCUCAAAAAUAUAAUUAGAACAAAAAGGCAGAAGUCAAGCACUCACUUAGAGUCAGGCACGAUCUUAUCGUGUCUUAUCUUACUAAUUUUAUUGAACAUGAAGCCUGAAUUAUUUGGCAGCGUGAAAGAUUUGUCUUUACAAGUCCCACUCUCAUAACUGCACUUGCGACUUUGAGUGUUAGCUAACCAAAAACAUUUACCAGGCUUUGUACGUCAAUGAUCAGUGAGCAACAUAUUCCCACUUUACCUUUUAAUUCGGCAGCUCUGUUCCUAGAUUGGACGCACGAAAGAACACUCUGUCGCCCACUGCAUGCUGCGCUUGUAAAUCUUGCUGAGGAUUUUUUUUGUUUUGUGCGAACAGAUGAGUUGUAUGCCGAACCUUCGGGGCAGUGAUCUGUAAGACGGAUACAGAGAAAAAUGUGUAGACCAGUGUGAAGAGCUGAUCUCCUAUUGGAGAGCCACAGACUUGCUUCCAGACCACUGACUCUUGAUUGAAUUCAUGCCCAGUGAGUAACACAAUCUCAGCGCUAGUUUUAAACAGUGAAUAACAAGGAGCUGCUGUGGAAACACGACAAGAUUAAUGUUGUUGUGGCGGAUUAGCAAGAUGGUUGUCUGUUAAUCUUUGUGGGACAGUUACACCAUCUUAAAGUUAGGGGCUGCAUGCUUCAGAUCAGUAGAUGCACAUCUGAUACGUUUCUGGGAGAAUGCUUCCAAAGUGACUGGUUAAAUCUGGUCUGUAACUUGCUACGGUCGUAGUGACUUGACUCAUUGUAACGGUUAAUGGUCUGAAGACUCCACUGAGUUUCUCCAUGGAUUCAACAGGUGGCAACAACUGACUGAGAAAGGAUUGUUGCCCGCUGCUGGAGGGUCAAUGACUGAAGCUUGACAUGACUGCUUUGUUGAAAGAACAACUGAGCAACUCUUUACUGUUGCAAAUAUUCCACAAAGGGGUCAGCGUGUGGAAUGGCUAAUUUCAGACUUUCAGGAUUUAGAAGUACAGUUUUCAAAAUGAUGAUAGGAAAUAAAGUAGUCUGAAGUCCUUCCCGUGGGUUUGCUUUGUGCCGCUCUGGAUUACUGGGUCAUGGUGAUGUUAAGAGUCCAUCGGUGACCUAGGCCCCUAAGACCUCAGUCUUCAGUUUUCACUGGGUUCUCUCACAUCUGUGUGUGAGGGUGGGCAUCCUGAAUGCUGAACUGCAAGACUGCUCUGGAUGUCAAAUUGUGCAUUGCAACACUGCCUCUCCAGAAAAGUCAACACCAGGAUUUACCUAUGCAAAUAGGCACAAGACUCCUAAUGGGGUGGGGUUAGGGUCCAGGGGCAUAUUGGCUAGAAGAAGAAUCAUUUUAACCCUGGAUUGGCCACCACAGAGUCCUGACCUUAACCCCAAUGAGAAUCUGUGGGAGAUGCUGGAGAAGCCUUUGUGCAGUGGUCAGACUCCACCAUCAUCAAUGCAAGGUCUUGGUGAAAGCCUGUUGAAACAAUGCCAUGGUAAAUGUGAGCUGUCAUCAAUCAGCCAGGCAGCGCAUGUCUUCCUAUGCAGGUCUCUUGGGUCCUUCAAAGCUUAUCAACACCAGUAGGCAGAAUUAGGAAUCAGUUGCCUUUACAUAUAAGAGUUUGGAGAAGUGUUGGUGUCUUGCAAAGUUAGGUUUCUCGCUUCUCGCAACGUCACAUGUGUCUGCAGGGCUUUACAUCAUCUUGUGAUGCAGGUGUUUCACAAGUUGGAAAAUAGAAGAGGGGGUUUAUCCAGAACCGUGUGGACCGUAAUGUGGCUGGAAAACAUCCCAGGAUUCCUUCUUUUGGAACUGGCUGAAAGGAAAUGAUAACUGCCUUGAGGGCAUUCGGAAUGCUGCUUCGCCUCCAUUUUGGAAGUAUAUUAUGAGUCAUGCCAUGUUUCAGCUCAUCUUUGCAUGAGGUGUUUUCUACAUUUAUCCUCCUUCUUGUAAAUCAUCUGACAGUGUUGGCAGCCUCUCAUAGACGAGCUUGCAAACAAACAUCGCACAGGUGAUGGAUAAUACUUACAUCCCCGCAUUCUGGCUGUUCCUUGGAAACUUUUGCUCAUUUGAAAUUCUAGUGCUCCCACUGGGGAGGAGGAAGCGACUGCCAGAUUCUUGGCAGCAAACAGAUGCAGGUAUUUCUGUGCAUGGAAGAUAACUGCAGGAUUGGUUAUUCUUCAUGAUCUCCUCUCACCGCUCUCAGGCAGAAAGUACUCUUGUUUGAGUGAAUUACUCACAGUCAGUGAUAUGGGUGACUGCAUCUGAUAUGAGGACAGGUAAAUUGUCCUAUCAGCGCUCCACUUCUGAGAGUCCAGGGAGAGGCAGGGAUGAACGAAUAGCAGAAAAUAACGUUGUCAAAAGACAAUUGUCGUAGAAGCUUCCAUAUACUCCGCCAUAUCCGUUUACUCGAAAGUAGUAAUUUCUCUAAAAUAAAUUGACUGUUGACAACUUGCUAUCAAAUACAAUCAUUCAGUACUGGAUGACAUUUGGAGGAACAAAUGAUGUCCAAAGCCUCUGCUUUGUUUGGUUUUAAGUCGAUUUUGUUGAGUAGUCAGAGUCUCUGGCAGAUUGGGGAAGGACACAAGUUCAAUAUAGUACUAACAGCUGUUGCUAAACGUUUUUUUACAUGGACAAGUUGCACCACAAAAUGAUGGCUAACUGGAAUAUGCAUCCAUCCAUCUUCGCCUGCUUAUCCUUCUCCAGGUUGCCUUUUCCUGGGCAACAUCCACCAGCACCGACUGGGAGAUCCCGAGAUCCUCGGCCAGUGAAGCGAUAUAAUCUCUAGAUAUACAACGAGCAGCUCUGCUCCGAGUCUCCCCCGAGUAGCAUAGCGUUUCACUCGAUCUCUACGGCAGACGCCCGCCACCUGCCAAAAGAAACUCAUUUGAGCUGCUUAUAUCCAAGAUCUUAUUCUUUCUAUCAUGAGUCAAAGCACAUGACCAUAGGCCACUGGCCUUUUGGCUCAGUUCUUUCUCUCUCUCUUGCAGUGCGGUAGAGCAAUUACAACUAUCCCCCCGCUCCACUGAUUCAGUGACCAAUCUCUGACUCCCGUGCCCCCUCAUGUUUCAUGUGAGCAUUGCUUUGUCAGAUAUGCCACAAUGGAGUUAUGGUUUGAGGGGAUGGCUACGUCACAAUAGCACAUAUAUACAACCAUUUUUCCAUCAUCUGAUUAAAUGAUAUAGAAUGAGGGAUUAAAUAUCCGCUGUGUACAUGACUCUCAUAGACAAGAAAAAUUAAAGUUGUAGUGGUAAACAUGCACACGGGGUGAGAGUCAGAUCGGUUGUAUAGCAUGACCGACUGAAACGUCCUGAAUGAAAUUUCAUUCUGAACACACCAUAUUAAAGGAUUUAAUUCCAGAAGUGUUUAUAUGAAGCAUUUUCAUUCAGAGGUGGAUUAGUUCCAUAGGUCCGUGGAAACGCUGCUAGUGGGAGUCUUCACAGAGCACACUGCUGUAUGUGAUUGGUGAAAUGAAACUCACCUGUGGAAGAUAUCGCACUCUCCUGCUUGUGCUGUCUCUGUUGAAUUAGCAAACUCCAUAAAAGUUCAGAGUUGGUUCUUUCCUGUCUCUUUAAGGCCGCUACGUCUUGAAACGUAGUGUUUGAUAAGGUUAUACAGAAUGAAGAACACUAACAGAUCUAAUAUUUUUCCUUUUCUCAUUAGUUUCUCUUUCUGAACUGGUCUCCUGAUGGUUGACUUCUGUGCUUUUCUGUCCCACUGUUGCUGCUUUUAACCUGAAUCUUCUCACAUCUCAGCGUUUCACUUCAUGCAUGAUGAGGCUUUGAGUUUCCCUCAGCUUGUUGUUGCUGCUUUUGCUGAUAUUCCAUCCAGGCCUUUGGCAACUGCUGUCAGUCUUUAGUCACACACAUUGAGACACACACAUAAAGGGGGAAAAAUAACCUGGAAUCUGACAAAUAACAACAAACCCCAUGAGCCAGAGGGAAUAAACACUCUCCUGACUGUGAACCAGCAAACAAAGGGGAGAAGCAUCAACACGAGGAAAAGCUGUGCCCUCAGCUACGGAUCUGGACUGUGAAGCGAAACUUUGCUGAUUCCACUUGGCGGACUCCACUUGGCGGACGAUUAUCCCUUUUUCGAUCCAGUGACUUUCCUUCACCAAACGUAUCAAGCGGGACGGUAAUUUUGUGAGUGAGUUGUGGUUGUUUUUCCUUUCCAAAACACUUCCUGUUUCAUAUUUGAUCUUCUAAAUGUCUUACUACCUGGAGGUUGGUGUCCACUCAUCUGCCGUUUUCUAGCACUGAAAUUUGAGAUGUUUUUUAUUUAUAUCAUUAUAAAAGAGGGAGAUGUUUUGAAAAAAGAACUACUGAUUUUAUCAUAAAAACGAAACCAUCUUUAUUUACAUGAAGAACAAUAAUAGGUAUACUUCUGAGGGGAUUUUGGCAUUUGGUUUUGGGCUGCAAAACCGGGGAGACCCUGGACUAGCCAUUGGACACUAGUGAUGGGUAGUUAAGGUAUCAUGAAACAGUAUUGCAGGGUUGACGAAAUUGUCAUUAGAUGGCGCUCUUUACAAAUGAUGCAGGUUUCUUUGAAUUAUUCAUUCAAGUUCAAACAAUUUAUAUCACUGAAAAUCAGUGUACUGUUUCAUGAAACCUCACCGACCCUUCAAUACUGUGUCAUCCACCCUCAUCUACCCAUCACUGCCGGACACAUAUAGACAGACAAGUUCUCUAAUCUUUGGAGAAUUCUGACUCGUAGAGUGACAUCUGUCGGUUUUUGGACUGUGGGAGGAAACCUGAGUGAUGGCUUUUUCUCAGGUGCUAAAAUGAUACAACACUCUCCAUCCCUGGUGACUUCUAAUACUUCUUAUACUUAUUAUUUUAAGUUUUAUGCUGUUAUUGUGGUGAUUUUUUUUAUUGCUCAUGCUCUGUUCUCUAACAUACGAGUGUCAAGUCAAUGGCCAUGUUGUCCAAACCAGCUUAACCACUCAGUAUUGUUCUCCAUGUAAAGGUUGCAAGGCUCCUGCUGUUCUUCUCCAUUACUGAUCAGUCAUUGUCCAGAUUUUUUGUUGCACAAACUUUUCAAAAAGCCUUCUGCACUGUGUAAAGAGAAGGGGGAGGAGCAAAUACAGGGGCGAAGCCUGAAAGACUACAAUGGUUUUGAAUUUGUAAAUAUCUUUUUCAUACGGCAAAAAACUUUUUGAUAAUGUUUUAAAUGUAAAAAAGAACAAAAAAAAUGUUGUACAUAAACCUGGGUGGGUGAUGCGAGUGUAGACUAAAUAUGAAUUUAUUUGUACACAAGAGCACUGGAUUUCUUUACUACUUGAUUGUAACUCAAAUUAAUAAUCUGCCAAAGUGUUUUAUUCUUUUCUCUCUUUUUGUCUGAUCCAUUUAUUUGUCCUGGUCUUUUAACAGCAAUCGCAGAUUCUUAGUGAUCACGCUCUAUUUAAUUCCGUUUAAUAGAUUUGGUUGUUGUGUUUUGUUUUCUUUUGUUUUUUUUUUUAAGUUAUAAUUUAUUGGUGCCUUGUUUUUUUGUGCUCCUGUGAACAUUUACUCUCUGUUCUUCUGUGUUCCGUGUCAGGGAGGGGUAGGGGAUUUACAGGCGGGUGGACGGGGUUUCUCCAAACUUAGCGUCUUCUGUACUUACAUGGAUUACCUGUUCUGUAUACCAAAAUGGUCUCACUCACGUUUUUAUGAAAUCAAGCUGUUCAUAAAUAUCUCUAUAUAUUGAUAUAUUAAAUUUAUAAAAAUCUGUCCAGCUUUGUGUCCUUCUGUCUGAUGUUUUACAUAAAUGCACUGCCUUUCCUGACCUUUCGACAACACCUCUGCAGCUGCCCAUCUGAAGAGAUGACAGUAAGUCGUCGGGAUGUUU